This is a messenger RNA of Trichoderma virens Gv29-8, 1341 nucleotides long. RefSeq lists its product as uncharacterized. The coding region runs from base 137 to 1240 and encodes 367 amino acids. Gene Ontology annotation, molecular function: oxidoreductase activity. The transcript has 2 exons. The record is from RefSeq and is a predicted model, not a curated record. Lineage: Eukaryota; Fungi; Ascomycota; Sordariomycetes; Hypocreales; Hypocreaceae. Gene Ontology annotation, cellular component: cytosol.
UAGAUUGGUAUUUCAAGCCGUAUUUUAGUCUCUACUUCACCUUCGCAAUUCUUCUUAUACGACUACUUUUUUCAUUCAUCAUACCCUCAACACUAUAUUUAACAAAACCUCAAUAUUUGACACACCCUUUGACACAAUGUCAGCACCGGUCCUCUCUUACACAAAGGAGGUUUAUCGUCAAACCUAUAAAGAUAUUGAUCCUACCUUGUCUGGCCUCUCAACUGAGGGCAAAGUUGUUUUGAUUACUGGUGCCUCCGGUGACAUUGGCCGGGCCACAGCCGUGGCUUUUGCGGCCUCGAGACCAAAGGCACUUGUCCUUUUGGGUCGCAGCGAAGAAAAGCUUCAAGAAACCAAGAAGUCUGUCGAAGCUAGCCAGAAAGCUGUAACCCUUAAGCUUUAUACUGCCGACCUGUGUAUUGAUAAAGAUACCUUUGAGAUAUUCGAGGAGGUGAAAAAGACUUUUGGCCGCAUCGACGUCUUGGUUCAUUGUGCUGGUAUCUUACCUACAGUUGUCCCCCUCGCUAAGGCGAAUCCCACCACAUUUAUUGAUGGUUACAAAACUACCAUCGUCGGCACGCUGGUAACGGCACAAGCUUUCCUCAGGGUAAACGAGACAGCCCAAGAAGCCUAUCAAAAGAAGCUGGAGAAUUUCCAGGAGCUCGACACGGCCUUAAAAACGGCCAAGGAGAGCGGCGAGGCCGAGACGGCCCAGCUUGAACAGCUUAAAAAGCAAUGCCAAGAGGCUAAGCAGGCUCUGAGGCACAAAGACAUCACUUUUAUCAAUGUUACCACUGCGGGCAUCGUCUAUCCUCCUUUCCAUGGAAUGGGUGCGUAUGUGAGCAGCAAGAUGGCCGCUGUCAAGCUCCUGGAGUGUUUUGCAGCGGAAAACAAAUGCGUGCGCCUUCACAAUGUGCAUCCUGGGUUUCUCAGAACAGCAAUGUCUGAGAAAUUAUCGAAGACGAUGCAACUACCAUUCAAAUAUGAUGACAUCUCUCUCACAUCCGAUUUCCUUGUCUGGAUCGCUUCGCCCGAAGCAGAGUUUCUUGACGGCAGACUUGUAUUCGCAGCUUGGGACGUUAAGCAACUCAAAGCACGGCAAAAUUUCAUCAUCGGUGAGAAACCAGGAACUGAGGAACUCUGUUUAGGCUUUAAGGGAUUCCCGCGAUACGAGAAUGGGAUCCUGUUGGAUGGACUUGAAGAAGAGUCGGAGGCAGAAAAACAAAUUGAGACGACCUCAUAGGAUGAAGUUCUACCGAGUAUCUACGUACUAUAGAAAGAUUGGAUAAAUAAAUUAACAGAAUGUAUUGUUGCUUAUGACGAAAUUUAUUUACCGUAUGGCGU